AUGAAUCCGAAUUACUAUACACACUUGUUAUCUUCUUAUGAUCCCGAAAAUCCAAACAAUCAUCCACAACAUCCAUACCCAAAUCCAAACAAUCAUCUACAAUAUCCAUAUCCAAGUCCAAACAAUUUUCCGCAAUAUCCAUACCCAAAUCCAAAUAAUCAUUCACAACAUUCAUACCAAAAUGCAUACCCAGAUUCUACCAGCCCGGAUCCUCCCCAUAUUCCAGAAAAUGAGCCAACACCAACAGAAACUCCUACCAGCAAACGACAAAAAAAUAAAAAAACCUACUGGAGCAAAGAAGAAGAAAUGCUGUUGGCAAAAGCUUGGCUACAAAUUUCAGAAGAUAGCAUUACUGGAAGUCAACAACGUGAUAAAGAGUUCUGGAGACGAAUUAUUGCAUACUAUGAAAAAAGCAACACGUCAAACGUUGCAAGAACUCAAGCCAACCUCAAAACGCAUUGGCAUUACAUGAACCCAUUUGCAGUUGCAUUUAAUCAAAUGUAUAUAGUGUUGAAAAGUCAACACCUCAGUGGAUGGUCUGAGGAUGAUCUCAAACGUGCAACUUUUGAGCAUUAUCAUGCUAGAUAUGGUGCCGAUUUUAGGCACGAACAUAUUUGGAAUAUCGUUAAAAAUGAACAGAAAUGGAAAGGUUCAAGCACUGCAUCUGGGGUAUCUAUGUCUUCAUCAAAUACAGAAUCUUUCAUUAACCUGGAUAAUGAUGAAAUUACCACUCGUCCAAUUGGUAGGAAUGCAGCAAAAAAAGCAGCAAAAGGGAAAUCUACCAAUUCCACUUCGUCAUCUGGUAAUAGGCUUGAUGAAAUACUUGAAAAACAUAUAGAAGAAAAUAAAAAGACUUUUGAACGCUAUCAAAACUCUUUGGAUAUGAAAAAUGCAUUGAAAGAAAGAAAGAUGAAGAUUAAAGAAGAAAAGGUAAAGAAUGAUGAAAUUUCAAUCAUUUUCAUGGAUCCCACUACCAUGUCAGAAGAUGGACGUGAAAUUUGGAGAAAUCGUUGUGACGAAAUUAAGAUAAAAUACAAUAUGAAGUAA
This is a messenger RNA of Lactuca sativa (garden lettuce), 1047 nucleotides long. Lineage: Eukaryota; Viridiplantae; Streptophyta; Magnoliopsida; Asterales; Asteraceae. The record is from RefSeq and is a predicted model, not a curated record.